CUCCCCGUCCCCCUCCUUUUCUCUCUCUCCCCCCCCCCUCCUCCUUUUCUCUCCCUCCGUGCCUGGGUGAUCCACCCACUUGUCCAUACUUCUCCCUUCCUCUCCCUCCUCUUCCGGAUUUGCCCCUUCGUCACAUACCUCGUGCCAUGCGCCCUCGGGAUAGCUCCUCCCUGCGUAGCACCACCCGCGACGGUGGAAGCAAUGCCAGCCCGCUGUCUGCCCGUAGCGCGGUCCGCGAUGCCGAUCGUGAUGUCGAUCGCCCCUCGCCUGCUCCCCCGACCGCUCGCUCUGGCCCGAUUGACGUGGCGGAGCUUCUCCGCCAGCGGCGCGAGCAGAAGGAGCAAAAGCAGUCUGACAAGCCGGUGUUCGUCCCCCGGGCGCUGCGUGAGCGCCAGGCCGCCGAGCGCGAGGCCAAGGAGGCCGAGGAGCGACGCCUUCGAGACCAGGAAUUCCGCCAACAAAUGAGGCAAGCCGAAGCGGCGAAGGCUCACGAGGAGUUGCAGAAGCGCAAGCAGGCGGCGGCCGCCGCCGCGCCCCCGCCGCCGGCCCCAUCAAGCCAUGCGCGACACGGUCGUGGUGGUCGUGGCCGCGACACCCGGCGUGCUCCCUCCCCACCGCCAGCGAAGUCGCGGCAGCGUACCUUCACUGAGGAGGACAUUCGCGCUCUGGCGGCCGAGCGCGAUCUCGAUGUGAACACCCUUCUCCGAGCUCCGCCCGAAGCUCUCGAGGCCCUGGUCAAUGAGCGUGUCCAAGCUCGCGAAAGCCAGUUGAUCCGGGAGCGCUACGUCGGCGGUAGUGACCCGAAGCGACGCACUCGACGCACUGGCGAGCGGCGUCCCACCUUCGAUUGGGACCUGAAGGACAAUACUUCGGACGAAGUGCAGCCCCGUGUGGUCGGCCAGUUUUGGCGUGGCCAAGUUGGUGGCAUGGUUGAAAUCAAGCAAGAAUUCUCCCGCCACUGGACCACCAAAGCUCUCAGCGAAAUGACCCCCCGGGAUUGGAGUGUAUUCCGGGAGGACUUUGACAUUGCGGUCAAGGGUGGUGGGCAGAUCCCACACCCAAUCCGGUCCUGGGAGGAGUCGACCAUCCCGAAGCAGAUCCUGGCCGCCGUGCGGGACAUCGGGUACAAGGACCCGUCGCCGAUCCAGCGGCAGUCCAUCCCGGUGGGCCUGCAAAAUCGCGACCUCAUUGGGAUUGCGCAAACCGGCUCCGGUAAGACAGCGGCCUUCAUGAUCCCCAUGCUGUCGUUCAUCAUGCGGCUGCCGCCAUUGACGGAACGCAACCGAGCUGAUGGGCCGUAUGCACUGAUCCUGGCUCCCACGCGUGAGUUGGCCCAGCAGCUGGAGUCCGAGGCUCUGAAGUUCUCCUCGCGCUUGGGGUUCAGCUGUGUGUCGGUGGUGGGCGGGCACUCGAUCGCCGAGCAGAGUCGCCAAUUGGCUGACGGCGCGCACAUUGUCAUUGCCACGCCGGGACGCAUGCUCGACUGUCUGGAAAGCCAUGUUGUGGUGUUGAACCAGUGCACUUAUGUGGUGGUUGACGAGGCCGAUGUCAUGAUCGAGAUGAACUUCCAAAAGGAGCUGACAUCCAUCCUGGAAGCCAUGCCGGUGUGCAACAAGCGCCCGGAGUCCCUGGACAACGAGCUUGGCAUCGGGCCGUUGGACCGGGCGGCGGCCGGGGAGUUCCUCGACGUCAAGUCCCUCUACCGGCAGACGGUCAUGUUCACGGCCACCAUGAAGCCUCCGGUGGAGAUGAUUGCCCGGCAGUAUAUGCAUCGACCAGUGACUGUCACCAUUGGUGUGGCUGGCCAGUCGGUGGACACCGUGGAGCAGCGUGUCAUCAUGUGCACGGAGAGCGCCAAGUUCUCCCACAUGGAGAGUGUGCUCAAUCAGUUCUUCGAGCCCCCUAUCAUCAUCUUCGUCAAUCACCGCCGAACGGCCGACAAUGUCAGCAACUGGCUGGAAACCCGCGGUUACAGUGUCACGGUGAUCCACGGCGACAAGCGCCAGGACCAGCGAGAGGCCUCGAUCAAUGCCCUGAAGGAUCGCAGCAAGGACAUCUUGGUGGCCACCGAUGUGGCUGGGCGAGGCCUGGAUGUCAAGGAUGUUUCGCUGGUCAUCAACUUCGAUAUGUCCAAGUCGAUCGAACCCUACACGCAUCGUAUCGGUCGUACUGGUCGUGCAGGGAAGAGUGGCCUGGCCAUCACCUUCCUGACGGCCGACGACGAGCCGGUCUAUUAUGAUCUGUUCACGAUGCUCAAGUCGAACCCGCUGUCCCGAGUGCCGCGGGAGCUGGAGUUCCACGAUGCCGUCCGCAGCCGGACGGGCGGCUUCCUCGGCUGAUCCCCCAUUCGAUCACGUGUAAAUACAAUACCAUUCCCACGGACAGGGACCUGCUUGGACCGCAC
Fonticula alba is the source of this 2404-nucleotide messenger RNA. RefSeq lists its product as hypothetical. The transcript has 11 exons. Gene Ontology annotation, cellular component: catalytic step 2 spliceosome. Bases 147 to 2339 code for a protein of 730 amino acids. Lineage: Eukaryota; Rotosphaerida; Fonticulaceae. Gene Ontology annotation, biological process: mRNA splicing, via spliceosome. The record is from RefSeq and is a predicted model, not a curated record. Gene Ontology annotation, molecular function: RNA binding; RNA helicase activity; ATP binding.